This is a messenger RNA of Mycena indigotica, 1350 nucleotides long. RefSeq names its product 3Beta-HSD domain-containing protein. Bases 16 to 1350 code for a protein of 444 amino acids. The record is from RefSeq and is a predicted model, not a curated record. Gene Ontology annotation, cellular component: endoplasmic reticulum. Gene Ontology annotation, molecular function: 3-beta-hydroxy-Delta5-steroid dehydrogenase (NAD+) activity; 3-beta-hydroxysteroid dehydrogenase [NAD(P)+]/C4-decarboxylase activity. Gene Ontology annotation, biological process: ergosterol biosynthetic process. The transcript is spliced from 6 exons. NCBI's taxonomy places the organism in Eukaryota, Fungi, Basidiomycota, Agaricomycetes, Agaricales, Mycenaceae.
UUGGUCUUGGCGGUCAUGAUCCUUGGGUUCAAGUUCGGCCUGCUCUUCCUCAUUCUUUUUCUUUGGCGGGUGGCUACUAGGCUGCGCCGUUCACCCACGUCUAAUGUUUCCCGUUUGAAAGCGCACCCACUUCCAACUAAAGAGGAAUUGGAGGCGGUUUCCUAUUCAGAUAUCGACUUGCUUGCAACAAUUCCGCCCGCAACUCACUCAAGAUAUGUAGUCAUCGGUGGCUCCGGUUUUUUGGGAACCUACAUUGUCCGUUUGCUCAUCAUGCGUGGCGAGACCAACAUCCAAAUUCUUGAUGUCAAUCCACCUCCAGUCGCUAUAGGCAACGACCCGUCCGUCUCCUUCAUCAAGACCGACAUCACCUCCCUUGAUUCUCUCCGCCAAGCUAUGCCUGCUGAGCACAAUUCCCCCACCGUUAUCUUCCAUGUCGCCGCCACGAUAAGAUUCUGGGAACGUGCCGAAUAUUGUUUUAGUGCCUCCCACCAUAUCAAUGUACUCGGUACAAAGAAUGUGCUCCAGCUUGCUCAAGAGCUCUCGAAUUCAAUGAUGAUUUAUACCUCAUCCAUUGACACAGUCCUGCCAAUGCCCAAGUUCCUGCGAGCGGACUGGGAUGUUUUCCCUGCUAUAAUCGACGAUGACACUCCCGUGCCAACCCACAUUCAUGAAGGUUGCUAUGCACGCUCAAAGCGUAUGGCCGAGCAGUUAGUCGUCGAGGCUUCCAUAAAUCAGGGACUGAAGACUGGGAUUUUGCGGCCAGGAGGAACCAUUCUUGGGCCAAAUGAUCGUCUUGUGAGCAGCACACUCACCAUGUCACAGGUUCCGAUAUGGGAUGAACCUUGGACCGGAAUCCACAUAUGUGCCUGGGAUGCAGCCGCAGCUCAUUUGUUGCUCGAAGAUGCUUUGAAUUGCAUUCCAGAGCAGGUUUCUGGCCAAGGCUUCGCAAUCACCGGCCGAGGCCCACCGUGGAGUAUGGAAAACAUCAGAAAAGUUAUUCAGCACUAUGCGACCCGUGACCUAACCUUUAUUACAAUUCCGCCACUAUGGAUUUAUCUCAUGGCUCAUAUCAUGGAAUCUUUUCUCUUUCUGCGCUAUUUUAUACUGCUACCUCUGGCUUCAAUGAUGGGUCAGAAGCCUAGCUUGACACCACGAUGGCUUGGUGCAGCAGUCUUUCUGCAACCUUCCACUCUCGAUGUACAGCUGAUAGAUGUAGCUAUCGAUGACUCCCGUGCCAGGAAGCUUCUCCGGUAUAGACCUCAGUGGGACAUCUUACAAGCCAUACGUUACUCUGUGGAUGAAAUCCAAUCUGGAACAGUCGCUGCGGAGCAUGGUCUUCGAGUGUACUAA